Molecule: messenger RNA, 1763 nt
Organism: Centruroides sculpturatus (bark scorpion)
Lineage: Eukaryota; Metazoa; Arthropoda; Arachnida; Scorpiones; Buthidae
Product: four and a half LIM domains protein 2-like
Exons: 8
Molecular function (GO): zinc ion binding
Source: RefSeq, a predicted model, not a curated record
AAACAAAGAAUAUUGUUUUUUUUCGUUUUUGUUCAAAAGGGCGUAUUCAUCGAGAAAAUAGACGAAGGACAAGAGUGCCUGGAAUGCGAAAGUAAAUGCCCGGGUUACAAACCUCACGCUUGGAGAACUGUUUGUGAUAAUUGUAAAUGCUCGCGCGAAUGUCACGACAUUUGUCCCAAAGAUACGAUUAAUAUCCGUGAUAGAAUAGGGUCGAAAGGCCAAGGCCAACAAAAUAGAAUGCGGUCGAAACGGACUGCUUCAAAAGAAGGGUAUUCCUGGGUGCCAUCCGACUUGUCUCCAGAUAAAAUCCAAUUAUACUUCAUGCAGAUCCCUUCCCAACGAGUGCCUCGAAUCGGAACGUCCGGUGAAAAAUAUCGGGAAAAACAGAUUAUUAAACAACUUCCGAAACAAGAUUUGUCUGCAGAUUUCUGUAAAUUUUUAGGAAAAGAAUAUCAGCAGCAAUACGCGGACUUUAUACGCGAACGCCAGAAAACAGCGAUGGAUAUUGCAUACGUUAAAAGUGCUCCGGAGCAGACUUCGGAGUGCCGCGGUUGUCGAGGAACCGUGUUACUGGGAGAUUUAGCAGUAGUAAAUUCGAAAUUAGGAGAAGAGAAUCCGUUUCACCCGGGCUGUUUCGUAUGUUCGGUAUGCGAAGAAUUAUUAGUGGAUUUAGUUUGUUGUACCUUAGAGGGCAAAAUUUACUGCGAACGUCAUUACGCGGAACAAAUAAGACCUCGAUGCGCGGCCUGCGACGAGCUUAUUUUUGACGAUCGAUACACCAGAGCAAUGUCAAAAGAUUGGCACACGGUUCAUUUCUGCUGUUGGAAGUGCGACGAAUCUCUUACGUGUCAGCGAUAUCUUAUAAGAGACGAUCGACCAUUUUGCGUUGGUUGUUACGAAAAAACGUAUUCCAAUAUUUGCGACGAAUGUGGAAAAUUAAUAGGAGUUGAUUCAAAAGAUCUCUCCUACAAAGAUAAACAUUGGCAUGAAACGUGCUUUUCGUGCAAUAAAUGUCACGCUCCGUUGGAAAAUAAACUUUUCGGCUCGAAAGCAGACCGAGUUUACUGCGUCACCUGUUACGAAUCGGAUUUUGCCACCGAGUGCGACGUUUGCGGCGAAAUAGUUAAAGCCGGUUCGAGUAAGAUGGAGUAUAAAGAUAAACAGUGGCACGUCGAGUGUUUUCGCUGCGUUGUCUGUGCCGACUCCAUAGGCACCAACAGCUUUAUUCCGAAAGAUAACUGCAUAUAUUGCCCUAGCUGUUACGAACAGAAGUUUUCUACGCGUUGCAUCAAAUGCCAUCGAGUAAUCGAUACUAAUGGUAUUACUUAUUGCAACGAACCCUGGCAUAGAGAGUGUUUUUCUUGCACCGGCUGUCAGAUGUGUUUGGCGGGACAGCGCUUCACAUCCGUAGACGAGAAACCCUAUUGCGCCCAAUGCUUCGGAGAAUUGUUUGCAAAAAGAUGCGACGCCUGCAACGGACCAAUUACUGGCAUUGGCGGAACGCGUUUUAUAUCCUUCGAAGAUCGGAAUUGGCACAACCAUUGCUUUGUGUGUGCCGCUUGCCAACGAUCGCUGGUCGGAGAAGGAUUUAUGGCAGACGGAGCGGAUGUCUUGUGUGUGGAAUGUGCCAAGAACAGAUUUAUUAAUUAAACGACGAUUCGUCAAAUUCGUCUCCCAAAAUUUAAGACGAUUAUUUCGACAAAACAAAAUUACAAAAUUAAAGAUGGAAUUUUUCGCACGAACUUUAUUCUGUUUCAAUAAAA